AUGUCUGGUCGCCAGCAGCGUGUGAUGGUGCAGCCCAUCAAUGUAAUUUUCAAAAAUCUUCAACAGCGAACAAAAGUCGUCAUUUGGCUAUACGACAACAUCGACAUGCGGAUUGAGGGUCAAAUUAUUGGUUUCGAUGAAUUCAUGAACCUGGUCAUCGACGACGCCGCCGAAAUUUUCGUCAAAGAUGCCCAACCCCGAAAAGAACUUGGACGUAUUCUACUCAAAGGAGACAAUAUUACACUGAUACAGCAGGUAGUAUGAACGAUGUUGUAAAUGUUUUCAUUUGCCUGUAUUAUAUAUAUAACUACCAAAAAAAUUACAAGUUGUAAAUGGGAAGGAGGUGCGACAAAUUCAGGGAUUGACG
Guyanagaster necrorhizus is the source of this 367-nucleotide messenger RNA. Its product is annotated as Sm-like ribonucleoprotein. The coding region runs from base 1 to 264 and encodes 87 amino acids. The transcript is spliced from 5 exons. Gene Ontology annotation, molecular function: RNA binding. The record is from RefSeq and is a predicted model, not a curated record. Gene Ontology annotation, cellular component: spliceosomal complex. Gene Ontology annotation, biological process: mRNA splicing, via spliceosome. NCBI's taxonomy places the organism in Eukaryota, Fungi, Basidiomycota, Agaricomycetes, Agaricales, Physalacriaceae.